GUACUUCAUAGACUGGAAGAAUGAUAUGGAUAGCUACUUUACUAUAGAUGGAAAUGAAGGAACUAUUGCCACAAAUGAGUUACUUGAUAGAGAGAAUACUGCACAGUACAAUUUUUCAAUAAUUGCAAGUAAAGUUAGCAAUCCACUCUUGACCAGCAAAGUUAAUGUCAUCAUAAAUGUUCUGGAUGUCAAUGAAUUUCCUCCAGAAAUUGCAGUGCCCUAUGAAUCUUAUGUGUGUGAAAAUGCAAGGCCAGGACAGGUAAUUCAGGUUGUUGGUGCAGCAGACAAGGAUUUGUCCCCUGCUGGACAAAAAUUCUCUUUUCGACUGUCUCCUGAGGUUACUACAAAGCCAAAUUUCACAGUCCAUGAUUUCACAAACAACACAGCUGGAAUUGUAGCUGGCAGAAGUGGUUACAGCCGUCGUCAGCAAGAGUUGUAUCUCCUUCCAAUUGUCAUUGAAGAUAGUAGUUAUCCCAAACAAAGCAGUACAAACACAAUGACAAUCCGAGUUUGCAGAUGUGACUCUGAUGGCACCAUCCUCUCAUGCAAUGCUGAAGCAAUCUUCUUGCCUGUUGGACUCAGCACGGGAGCCUUGAUUGCAAUCUUGUUGUGCAUUGUUAUACUCCUAGUUAUUGUGGUUCUUUAUGUGGCCUUGAGACGACAGAAGAAAAAAGACACCCUAAUGACCUCCAAGGAAGACGUUCGAGACAAUGUCAUUCAUUAUGAUGAUGAAGGAGGUGGUGAAGAAGACACUCAGGCUUUUGACAUUGGGGCUUUGAGGAAUCCCAAAGGAAUUGAGGAUAACAAAAUACGCAGGGAUAUCAAGCCAGAUGCUCUCUGCUUGCCUCGCUCAAGACCACCCACAGAGGACAACACGAAUAUUAGAGAUUUCAUAAAUCAGAGGCUGAGAGAAAAUGAUAGCGAUCCAUCAGCUCCCCCUUAUGAUUCACUAGCGACUUAUGCUUAUGAAGGAAAUGGAUCUGUAGCUGAAUCUCUUAGCUCUAUUGAUUCUUUUGCAACAGAAGCAGACCAGGAUUAUGACUAUCUGAGUGACUGGGGACCACACUUUAAAGUCUUAGCAGAGAUGUUUGGAGAAGAAGAAAGCUAUAAUCCUGAUAAAGUCACUUAGCUGGAGGAGACAAGGAAUGAAAAGUAAACUCACAACCAGUUUUACACAAAAAACAAGCUUUAUAGGACAAGUUUCACUGAUUAUAAGAGACAGCAGCUGUUUCCAGCAAAUUCCUUUAUUUAUCAUACCACCGAACUUGGUUUACUAUUUUUCAGGGGAAGAAUAAUUUUUGACUAUCUUUUGUUGUUGUUGUUGUUGUUUUGGUGAUGGUGGUUGAUUUUUUUUUUUUUUUUACUCUAUUACUUUGAAGUCACACUGAGACUGUCUUAGGCCUAUUAGCUACAAUUUAUCGAUACAACAAAACAGAAAAUAUAGCUUUCCGGCAUUGUGGUGGAAGAGUGGUAGAUUUUUCUUAAUUCCACUGAAGUGCCUAUUGAAACUCUUACCAGUAAAGUGGAAAUAACUGCAGCAACAGAAGUAAAGAAAAAUGGCAUAAAAGAAAGGACAUUAACUUUUAUCUGGAGACACAAAAGCUACCUGCUGACUUCUGGUUCUUUUAAAACAUACAAUGUAGAACAGAGAGUAGAAUCUGCCCAGUUGCUGCAACUUGCUGAGGAAAAUGUUGGGUUUGUUUUGGGGGGCUGCUUUAUUUCAUUUUUUUUUAAAACCAAGAAAACAAACUGUCUGAUAGGACAACAUCUUUCUUAUACUUACAUUUCAGA
Python bivittatus (Burmese python) is the source of this 1791-nucleotide messenger RNA. The record is from RefSeq and is a predicted model, not a curated record. Lineage: Eukaryota; Metazoa; Chordata; Lepidosauria; Squamata; Pythonidae.